AUCAGACACAUCACGUGACCGCUCAUAUUUUCUCGUCUUCUUAGAGUGAAGAGCUCAGUCGUAUUCAUUGUCCGAUCAUUAAGCAUGUCGGCCGGAUCUAUCGAGAUCCCUCUCCGUGAUACGGACGAGGUGAUUGAGUUGGAUCUUGACCAGUUGCCUGAUGGUGAAGAAGUAUUGAAUAUUCUUCGACAAGAAAUUGCCCCAUUAAACAUUUGGGUCAAUUUGGCUCUGGAAUAUUACAAACAAGGUUUUAUCGAAGACUUUGUCAAGAUACUUGAAGCUUCUCGUGCCGAUGCCAGUUAUGACUAUCCAAAUUAUGAAAAAGACCAAAUGCGAGCACUGGACACCCUUGCUGCAUACUAUGUGCAGCAGGCACAUAAGGAGAAGAACAAAGAGAAAAAGAGGGACCUGUUCACUCAGGCCACUCUCUUGUACACCACUGCUGACAAAGUCAUCAUGUACGAUCAGAACCAUCUUUUGGGUCGAGCGUAUUUCUGUUUGCUGGAAGGUGAUAAGAUGGAGCAGGCUGAUGCUCAGUUUAACUUUGUACUUAACCAGUCAAGCAACAACAUUCCGUCUCUCCUCGGUAAAGGGUGUAUUGCUUUCAACAAGAAAGACUACCGUGGAGCCCUUGCCUACUACAAAAAAGCCCUAAGAACCAACCCCAGUUGCCCCGCUUCUGUAAGACUUGGUAUGGGACAUUGCUUUGUAAAACUUGGCAAGCUUGAAAAGGCAAAGAUGGCUUUUGAGCGUGCCCUUUUCCUCGACCCUCAGUGUGUCGGUGCCUUAGUUGGACUCGCUAUCCUCAAAAUGAAUGCUAAAACUCAAGAUUCAAUUAAAACAGGAGUGCAGUUAUUGUCAAAAGCUUACACAAUUGACUCAACCAACCCAAUGGUUUUAAACCAUUUGGCUAACCAUUUCUUUUAUAAAAAGGAUUAUCAGAAAGUGCAACAUCUUGCAUUACAUGCCUUCCAUAAUACAGAGAAUGAAGCAAUGAGGGCAGAAAGCUGCUAUCAGCUGGCAAGGGCUUUUCAUGUCCAGGGUGACUAUGACCAAGCUUUCCAGUAUUACUAUCAGUCAACCCAGUUUGCACCCACCAGCUUUGUACUUCCAUUCUUUGGCCUGGGGCAGAUGUACAUCUACCGUGGUGACAAUGAAAAUGCCGCCCUGUGUUUUGAGAAAGUCUUAAAAGCUCAACCUGGAAAUUAUGAAACUAUGAAAAUUUUAGGCUCUCUUUAUGCCAAUUCCGAAGAUGUUGCAAAGAGAGAUACCGCCAAACAACACCUCCGCAAGGUCACAGAACAGUUCCCGGAGGAUGUUGAGGCCUGGAUUGAAUUAGCUCAGAUUCUGGAACAAACUGAUGUCUUGGGUGCCCUUUCGGCAUAUGGCACUGCCACCAGAAUUCUGAAAGAUAAAGUUCAAGCUGAUGUGCCACCCGAGAUUCUUAACAAUGUGGCUGCCUUACAUUUUAGAAUUGGCAAUUUCAUGGAAUCCAAGAAAUAUUAUGAAGCUUCACUUGAACGCUCCCGACAUGAAGCACAGCACGAUGAGACAUACUACAGUGCAAUCUCAGUAACCACAACCUACAACUUGGCGCGACUCUAUGAAGCAACCCAUGAGUAUGAUAAAGCAGAGAAACUGUACAAGAAUAUUCUGAGAGAGCAUCCUAACUAUGUCGAUUGUUACCUGAGAUUAGGUUGCAUGGCACGAGAUCGGGGACAAAUCUAUGAAGCGUCUGAUUGGUUCAAAGAAGCCCUACAGAUAAACCAGGAUCAUCCAGAUGCCUGGUCUUUAAUUGGAAACCUUCAUUUAGCCAAACAAGAGUGGGGCCCUGGGCAGAAGAAGUUUGAACGAAUUAUCCAGAGACCUAAUACCAAAGAUGACUCUUAUUCCCUUAUUGCUCUUGGCAAUGUCUGGCUACAAACUCUUCAUCAGCCAAUCAGAGACAAAGACAAGGAGAAACGACAUCAAGACCGAGCUUUGGCUAUGUACAAACAGGUACUAAGAAAUGAUGCACGCAACAUUUGGGCUUCAAAUGGGAUUGGUUGUGUUCUUGCCCACAAAGGCUGUAUCAACGAAGCCAGAGAUAUAUUUGCUCAAGUCCGUGAGGCGACUGCUGAUUUUUGUGAUGUCUGGCUUAAUAUUGCCCACAUUUAUGUGGAACAGAAACAGUAUGUAGCUGCAGUACAAAUGUACGAGAACUGUUUACGUAAGUUCUUCAAAUACCACAAUACAGAAGUGCUCCUGUAUCUAGCCAGGGCUUACUUCAAGUGUAGCAAGCUGAAAGAGUGUAAACAACUGCUGCUGAAGGCACGUCAUGUUUCUCCCAGUGACACAGUGCUUUUGUACAAUAUUGCGUUGGUGCAGCAGAAGCUUGCAAUGUCAAUAUUGAAGGAUGAGAAAAGUAACCUGAAAGCUGUGUUAAGUGCAGUUGAGGACUUGAAACUGGCUCACAGAUAUUUCAUGUAUCUCGGUCAACAUGGAGACCGUAUGAAGUUUGACCUGGCACAAGCUGCCAUAGAAGCAGGGCAAUGUCAUGAUUUGCUGAGCCAAGCCCAAUACCAUGUGGCCAGAGCACGACAGAUCGAUGAACAGGAGAAGGAAGUUAGGAAACAACAGGAACAAGCCAGGGAAGCCCUUCACCAGAAACAGCAACAGAUCAUUAUGGAAAGGCAGAAAGAGAAAGAAGAAAAGGAGAGACGUCUAGCAGAACAGCGUGCUGUUAUUGUACAGAAGGCCAAGAAACUGGCUCAAGAGGUUGAAGCAGCCGAGGAGGAGAAACCCAAACGCAAGAAGAAGAAAUAUGACGAUGACAUAGUGACAGAUGGUUCUGGUGAUGAAAUGCCACGUAAGAAGAAGAAGCGUAAGGGUGGUGGCAGUGGAUCAGAAGAGAUGGGAUCUGAUGGCGAAAUGAAGAAGAAGGUGAAACGAAAGAGAAGGCCACCGAAAGAGCCGCGUCAGCGAAAACCCCGCCAACCGAAGGACUCGAGAAAGAAACCCCGAUUGGACGAGGAUGAUGGCUUGACAGCUAAACAGAGGCGUAAAGUUGUGUCGAAGGCACUUAUCUCCUCAAGUGAAGGCAGCGAUUCUGAUGAUGGAGAAAAACUACAGAUUGACGAAAAGGGAGAUGGCAGCAAUGAUGAUGACAGCAGCACCGAAGGCAGGUCGAAACAGCGUAUCUUGUCUUCUGGUAGCGACAGCGACGAUGGACCCUCAACAUCGAAGGGAGCCCGUGGUAGAGUGAGGUCCGAAAGUGAUAGUGACGAUGACGGCGGCGGCCGCAGUGCCCGCAGGAGCCAGAGCGGCAGCGGCAGCAAUCGCAGCGACAGCAGUUCUGACAGUGAUGUUGGCGGCCGUCGAGCCGGGCGUGGACGCGUCCGUCGCCCGAAGCAGAAACGGAAGAGGAACAGUAGCAGUAGCAGCGGUAGUGGAGACGGCGGUGGCAGGUCAUCUGGUGCUGAGAGUGGCGGCGGCGGUGGUAGCCCUGCGGCUACAUCUCCUCGUGCAGGAGGAGACAGUGGAAGUGAGGCUGGAAGUGCUAGCCCAUCAGGUGGUGCUGCUAACAGCAAGGGAAGCAACUCUGAUGAUGACUCGGAUUGAGUUGUGUCCCUUGUUAUCCUCUCCUUCCACUCUCCCCCUCUCUCUUUCUUUCACCUCAGACUAAGAAAUUCGCCUCAUUUAUCUUGCAUCUACUGUUUUAAUCACAGCUCUGUAAAUCUGCCUUCUCCUCCCUUCCCCCCCUAAAGAAAUAUAUAAACUGUAUACUGUGGGGGCCUCAAACCUCCACCUUCCAUAUUACUUCUCAUUCCCCUCCAUUCACAGACGCACACACAUCUAUGCAUAUUGAUAUAUAUAUAUACACACUCACACGUUUAACAUAGAUGCAUAAUAUCAAAGUGCAUUCACCUACAAGUGCACCACACACACACACAUACAUAUAUAUGUGUGUGUGUGUUUGAUUCUGGUAAUUCCGUCUCAUUGUUAUUCAGCUUCACACACAAUGCACUCUUUCAGAUGACAAGA
Molecule: messenger RNA, 4023 nt
Organism: Octopus sinensis (East Asian common octopus)
Lineage: Eukaryota; Metazoa; Mollusca; Cephalopoda; Octopoda; Octopodidae
Product: RNA polymerase-associated protein CTR9 homolog
Exons: 24
Coding region: 85-3600 (1171 amino acids)
Biological process (GO): regulation of DNA-templated transcription
Cellular component (GO): Cdc73/Paf1 complex
Molecular function (GO): RNA polymerase II complex binding
Source: RefSeq, a predicted model, not a curated record